Coniophora puteana RWD-64-598 SS2 is the source of this 2184-nucleotide messenger RNA. RefSeq lists its product as uncharacterized. The transcript has 3 exons. Bases 1 to 2184 code for a protein of 727 amino acids. Lineage: Eukaryota; Fungi; Basidiomycota; Agaricomycetes; Boletales; Coniophoraceae. The record is from RefSeq and is a predicted model, not a curated record.
AUGCAGCCCGACGGUUCCCCAACACGCCCAUUAAAACGCGAGCUCAGCCCAACGCCGCCGCCGCCACCCCGACAAUCAGCAUGUCAAGGCACCAAGCGCUUUGCUCCGUUCCCAGCCGAUUGUCACCCUCCUGACCCCAACUAUAAGCGCAACCGGCAAUUAUGGGCCCAACAGAAACUUGGGGAGAUACAGAGGCUUGGUUUACAGAAGGAAAAGCUUUUCAUAAGGGAUGAUGGAGUAACAGUUGACUGGUCCAGCCCUUUUCCAGUAUGGACAGAUACCCUAACUCCGGCCUAUGGGGUAUAUGCGGUAGUUGAGCCUACGCAGAACACAAAAGAAGCAGUGUCUGCUCUGGGUGGCAAACGACUUCGGCUUGAGGAACCUCGCCCGCUCACGCCACCGGCUUCUACAUCCCCGAAGCUUACUUCCGUCAUUAAACCACCUACACCCGCCGAGAUAUCGCCCAAGCGAAAGCUCCCCGUACCCCCGCGACCCUCUGCGUAUCACCAGAAAGUGGGUUUGUCUUCAACCCAUUCUCCUCCUCAUCCCGAUGCAAGACCCAACCCAGUUUCUGGAGUCACUGUCACAGCGUCUACAUCUUCCCCGCAAUCUUCAUCUGUUGUACCGCCUGUAACAGCCGUCGCCCCUCCUCCGACUGCCCCGCCUGUACAAGACCAACCUGUGGCAACCCACCCUCCUACCACGCCUCAGCAUACAUCAUCGAGCCCGUACAAUCAUAAUGCCGUCACUGUAGUGGCGCGCUCCUCUGUUGACUCGACCCGUUCUACCUCGAGCUCACGGUCGGCUGCUUCUGGCUCUCUUCCGCGUUCCGCUCGCCCAUCGACAUCGCCUCUGUACAGGGCGUUUUCACCAACGGCAGCUCGCAGGUCGCUUUUACCUCCCCCUGUACCUACUAAUUCCAGAGCAUGGCCACCUUCCACCUCUUCCUUCUCGUCUUAUGGUGCUUCGGCAAAACCAUCACAAUCUAGCUUUCGCACUCCUCCGAAUGGUCUUGAAUCAAUUCCCGCAGAUAUCCACCAGCGUACGCCCAUUCAUACCCUUCAUGCUCCAUCCAGUGAACGCACACCGGAGCGCCCGCUGAACCCUAAAGAAGACUCGGAUGACGAAAUCCAGAUCAUCGAGGAGCCCGUGCGGCCGACGUUAGACGAUCCUACAACAACUUCGGCAUGGAAGGCUCAGAGCUCAGCUGGCAAACCACCUCAAUCUACCCGACCGACAUCUAAACCCAGCUCCGUCGGAACGAUUGCGGGUCUAACACCUAUCUUUCGACCGCCUGUAGAGGAAGGCCGGACUGAUGCGUCUCGCCCGUCUGCGCCUCGCCCUGCUGUGUCUCAGGCCUCUUCGUCCUCAACACGGGCUAUUAGUCUUACGACUUCAGGCUCACCGCUAGUCAAGAGAGCAGAUCCACGUUUUGACUUCACCUCGAUUUCACCACCACAGCAUCGAGCGCCGCUUUCGUCUCUGACGUCACGUCCUGUGUCUACUCCUUCAGACCCACUUCCGUCUCCGUCUCCGCCCACGCGUCCUGUAAAUCCUCCCUCAACCUCACUUCCAGCUCCGCCUUCGCCUCGGCGGCGCCCAUCUUCUCCUCAAUCUCUUCCACUCUUUCUCCCAUCUCCGCCGUCACAUCAAUCAUCAUCACCGACUCCACGCAUACCGAGCCAUUCGCCAGUCCCACGUGAGCUGAGCCCAUCACCAGCGGAAGACAAGCUAUGGGCGCUCACGACUGACUACAUCAAGCGCUAUAUACACGCGUACGACGACGACCGGGCGUCACUUGCACUGGCUUACGCACACAACGCAACGUUUUCGUAUCGCUUCGUUCCUUCUCCUUCUUCCGCAUCGUCAUCGUCACCGUUUUAUUCUUCUGGGGUGUCCAGCAACGUACGUACUAAACCAUCCGAACUGAGAACAUCUCGGCUAGACAUCGUGUCUGUGCUUCUCGGCCUACUGCCCUCGCAUCGCUUUAAAUUGCAGGUGCCCAGCGGUGCUGCUGUACCCCUUGAGUAUGAUUGGCGAUUUUUGGGUGCGGCGGGUGCUCUGUUGGUCGUGUAUGCGAACCUUGCGCCGCUCGAGGAGGCCGGAAGAAAAGAUGGGCCAACCGUGCGCAUGGUGAAUAGCUUCGUGCUGCGCAAGAAGGAUCAUGAUAGAGAGGACGCGUGA